UCUUUUUUUUUUUUUUUUUUUUUUUCGUUUUAUUUUUUUCGUUUUCUUCCCCCACCACCACUCCCACCUUCCAAAACCACAAAAACAACCACUCGCUUCAAUGACCGACUUCCUGGGCCUGUCGCCUGCACUCUUCAGCAUGGCGCAGCUGUCGUCGGCCAUGUCAGACACCUCCAGCCGCCCCAGCAGCGCGACAGAGAGCUGUCCGGUCUCGCCGACGACCGAAAGCGAUGACAAGUUCCCUCGUUUUCAUGUCGACUUUGGCGACGCGUACCCGCUCCCGGACGACUUCUCCCCAGAGCCCAGCCACCGGAUGGCGCUGACCACCGCCCUGCAGGCACAGGCAGCAGAGGCCGGCGUGGCUGGCGACGACGCGAGCAGCAGACCCAAUCCCACUAAAUCGCCGUUGUUGUCGAACCGUUCCCACGCGUCCGUUGCUGCUGCUGUUGUGCCCGUGCUCGCCAAGCACGAUAGCCGCAUCCACAAGAGCAGGAAUAAUACGACCAUCGACACCCACCAUGUGGACUGGUCGGUGCACACGGCCUUCUCGCCACCCACAUCGUCGUCGUCGUCGUCGUCCGAGUCUCCCACGUCGUCCGAGCAAGGACCAACACAAUCGGCCGAGUCGCUGACCGCGUCGUUCCCAGCACAGAAGGCCUCCUUGGCGUCACCCAGCUGUCUUCCAUGUCGGAUGGCGCAUCGGUCUUGCAAUCGGGGGUUGCCUUGCAACCGAUGUCUCAAGGCCGGCACGCAGUCGAGCUGCUGCUACCCGCAGCCGUCCAAGAAGGGCCGCAAGAAGAAGAAUGCUGCGCAUGAUGUCGAGAGCCAGCUCCAAGUGCAAUUCGCGCCGGCAGCCAACAACGCAUCUCAAAGUAAGAGCCUGGAGCAAGUUCAAGCGGCAUUGCCUGCCGUCGCAAGUACCGAGUCGUCCUCCUGGGACCCCAUUCUCUCGCAGAUGUUUUCAGCGCUCGACAGCGCCGGACAGGUGCUCGAGUAUCAUUGCGACACUGGUCCUGUCGAUUCCGAGCCCGAUGUCCAUCGGUUUUUGCAGCUCCUGGCCAUGCCGCAGCACGUGCCCGUGAAGGCGUACUUUGAGGUGCUCCGAGAGCUUGGCGACCUGCGUGCGCGCAACAUUGAGCUCCAGUCCAAGUUACAAUCCGCCUCCCUGACCUCCACCGGGUCUCCCCGGAAUCCAGUCGGGAUUUCAAUCCCCAUUCCGGCACUGCUGGACUCUGCUUUUGACGGAACCCGGAUGCACAUCCCAACGCCCGACUCCCGAGUCGCGGAGGAAAUCAGACGAACCGUGCGCUUCUCAUCCGUGUCGUACGCCAAAACCGUCAUGGGGACGAUCAAAGAGUGCAGUCCGUUGUUUGUCGAUCUCUUUGGCGCAACCUCGGACACGGAAAUUGUUGGCAAAACAUGGCCUCAGCUGACUCACCCGACCUUCCAGAGUUCGUGCAAAGAGAUUAUCAUGAGCAUCAUCUCGAUGCGCAUCACCACCUCCGUCACGAUGCAAGUCGUGUUUGUGCGCAAGGACGGCUCUGCCUUCCAAGCCAGCUGCACGCUCACCGCCAUCUGGCGUUCCGCCUCGUUCGACGGCUGCAUUUCGCUUUUGCACAACGAUACUGUGAUGGAACGACCCGAGUGGAAUCUUGAUGUGCCCAUUUUCGACAAGCCGAUGGACUUUUUCAACGAUUGUCCUGCGCACGCACUUUUCUUCCACGAAAUGCUGCAUUUGCCGGAGUCAGUGCACUGAACCAGGCAUUAUGGUUUUAGGUGCUUGAGACCGCCAGCAGCACACAUUCACCCAAAAAAAAAAAAACUUGUGGGAAAUGACAGUCCGUUCACCCGCCUUCAGCAUGCUUUGUGUCCCCGUCUUUGUGUCAUGCCCCUAUUCACCCACGAGCAACGAGUCUGUUGUCGUGGAUGCAAGCAGCAUCGCCAUAAGCACGCAUAUUCCUCUUUUGUUAAGAAUCCUCACCAAACCUUGUUGUCCGAGCCUCCGAGCGCGCUCAAGCCUUUUGCUGCAUUGUUUCUCGGUCGGCCUUAGUUUGAGAAUGUCGUUUGUUGUUAUUUUGCUCGACCGUCUCCGAAAUGUGUUGAAAAAACCCGUACUCCCUGAUAAUAAACCCCUCU
Capsaspora owczarzaki ATCC 30864 is the source of this 2136-nucleotide messenger RNA. RefSeq lists its product as hypothetical. The transcript has 2 exons. Gene Ontology annotation, biological process: regulation of DNA-templated transcription. Lineage: Eukaryota; Filasterea; Ministeriida; Capsasporidae. Bases 101 to 1756 code for a protein of 551 amino acids. Gene Ontology annotation, molecular function: DNA-binding transcription factor activity, RNA polymerase II-specific; zinc ion binding. The record is from RefSeq and is a predicted model, not a curated record.